CUCUACUUCUGUUUUGAAAUUUAAAAGUGAAAAAAUACAUUGCAUGAAUUUGUGUUUUUGAGCGGAUUAUCUAUUAUCAAAUGUUAUCGUUCUGAAGAUUGUAUUGUUUGUACCUUAUUAACCAAUUGUGUAAGCUAUUGUUAAGACUUAAAAAAAUGUUUAAAACACCAUCCCUAGGUUUACAAAUAUUUUUGAAACGUUCUUCAAAAUCUAAAGAUAUAACUAAGAUAUCAAUAUGUUACUAUUCGAGCAAAAAGAAAACGAAAGUGGUUUACAAUGUAGAAGAGGCUAUUAAGGAUAUUCCUAACGGAGCCAAGUUGUUAGUAGGAGGUUUCGGACUUUGUGGAAUACCCGAAAACCUAAUAUCCGGGCUGCUAAAGCACCAAUCCAAAGACUACACUGUAAUAUCUAACAAUGCCGGAGUCGAUACUUUCGGACUAGGUUUGCUAUUAAAGGAAAAAAAGGUCAAAAGAAUGAUCUCCUCGUACGUUGGAGAAAACGCUGAAUUCGAGAAGCAAUUUUUAAGUGGGCAACUAGAAGUCGAACUAACACCACAGGGCACUUUAGCGGAGAGAGUAAGAGCAGGAGGAGCUGGUAUACCGGCAUUUUACACUCCCACAGCGUUCGGAACGCUCGUCCACGAAGGAGGCGCUCCGAUAAAAUACAACGACAAAGGCAAAAUCGAAAUCGCCAGCAAACAGCGGGAAUCUCAAUUGUUCAACGGCAAAUCCUACAUUUUGGAGGAAGCCAUCACCGGCGACUUCGCCCUCAUCAAAGCCUGGAAGGCCGACGAAGUAGGAAAUCUCAUUUUUAGGAAAUCGGCGAGGAAUUUCAAUCCCACGAUGGCCAAAGCGGCCAAAACCACCAUCGUAGAAGUCGAGGAAAUAGUACCGGUAGGUUCACUAGAGCCCGAUCAAAUCCAUCUACCCGGCAUCUACGUCGACAGGAUUAUCCUUGGGAAAAACUACGAGAAACGAAUCGAGAAAGUUACGCUAGAAAAAACCACCGACAGCGUAUUAUCUGUAGUCAAAAAAAAUCCAAGCGCUUUGAACAGGGAGCGGAUAGUGAGAAGAGCCGCCCUUGAAUUUAAAGACGGCAUGUAUGUUAAUUUGGGUAUCGGUAUGCCGAUGUUGGCUUCGAACUACAUACCGGAGGAUUUGGAGGUAUUCCUGCAAUCCGAGAACGGUAUACUGGGCUUGGGGCCCUUCCCCAAACCGGACCAAGUCGAUGCGGAUUUAAUAAACGCUGGUAAAGAAACCGUCACCACCGUACCCGGUGCAUCUUACUUCAGCAGCGACGAGAGUUUCGCAAUGAUCAGAGGAGGACACAUCGACUUGACGAUCCUCGGUGCUAUGGAGGUGUCCCAAUACGGCGAUUUAGCGAACUGGAUGAUACCUGGUAAGCUGGUGAAAGGUAUGGGGGGAGCUAUGGAUCUGGUGGCAGCUCCUGGUACGAAAGUGGUCGUUUGCAUGGAGCAUUGCGCCAAGGACGGCGGCAGGAAAAUACUGGAAAACUGCACGCUACCGCUGACCGGAAAACAGGUGGUGGACAUGAUUAUCACGGAAAAGGCGGUUUUUACCGUGGACAAGGAAAACGGACUGACGUUGAUCGAAGUAGCCGAAGGAGUGGGCGUAGAAGACGUUUUAGCUACCACCGGAUGCAAUUUCCAGGUCGCGGAAAAUUUGCAACCAAUGAAACAAAUCGCUGUUGCGAUUUAGAAUCGAUUCCUUAUUCAUAACUUGUUGGGUUCUAUUUGUUGUAAUAUUUUAGAAUUUUACUAAACUUUCAAUAA
Molecule: messenger RNA, 1792 nt
Organism: Phyllotreta striolata
Lineage: Eukaryota; Metazoa; Arthropoda; Insecta; Coleoptera; Chrysomelidae
Source: the annotation of a GenBank genome assembly